This is a messenger RNA of Rangifer tarandus platyrhynchus (Svalbard reindeer), 1971 nucleotides long. NCBI's taxonomy places the organism in Eukaryota, Metazoa, Chordata, Mammalia, Artiodactyla, Cervidae. The record is from the annotation of a GenBank genome assembly.
AUGGAGGAGUUCGACGGCGAGCCGACGGUCACUUGGAUUCCAGGAGUGAAUUCCCAGAAGAAGCAAAUGUGUUUUGACUGGGGUCCAGGGGAGAUGUUGGUGUGUGAAACCUCUUUCAAUAAAAAAGAAAAACCAGAGAUGGUGGCAAGUUGCCCCUUUAUCCAUAUCAUCCGAAAGGAUAUAGAUGUUUACUCUAAAAUCCUGAGAAAACUCUUCAAUGAAUCCCAUGGAAUCUUCGUGGGCCUCCAGAGAAUCGAAGAAGAGUUGACUGGGAAAUCCAGAAAAGCUCAAUUGGUUCGAGUGAGUAAAAACUACCGAUCAGUCAUAAGAGCGUGCAUGGAGGAAAUGCACCAAUUUGCAGUUGCUGAUAAAGAUUCAGCCAGUGGCCGCCAGUUCAGCAGCCAGGUCUCCAUUCUGUCCGCAAUGGAGCUCAUUUGGAACCUUUGUGAGAUUCUUUUUAUCGAAGUAGCCCCAGCCGGCCCGCUCCUCCUCUACCUCCUUGACUGGGUCCGGCUGCACGUGUGCGAGGUGGACAAUUUGUCGGCAGAUGUUCUGGGCAGCGAGAACCCAAGCAAACACGAGAGCUUCUGGAACUUGGUGACCACCUUGGUGCUGCAGGGCCGGCUGGACGAGGCCCGCCAGAUGCUCUCCAAGGAAGCCGACGCCAACCCCGCCUCUGCAGGCAUGUGCCGAGUCCUGGGGGACCUGAUGAGGACCAUGCCCGUUCUCAGUCCUGGGAACACGCAGACCCUGACGGAGCUGGAGCUGAGGUGGCAGCACUGGCACGAGGAGUGCGAGCGGCACCUCCAGGACGGCACGUUCGCCUCCAGCCCCCGCCUCGAGUCCCUCUGCAAGGUCCUGCUGGGAGACGAUGCUGCCCUGCUGGAGCAAAAGGAGCUUCUGAGUAACUGGUAUCACUUCCUGGUGACCCGGCUGUUGUACUCUCAGCCCACAGUCAAGCCCAUGGAUCUGCACCUCUAUGCCCAGUCUAGCCUUGACCUGUUUCUGGGAGGUGAGAGCAGCCCAGAGCCCCUGGAUAACAUCUUGAUGGCAGCCUUCGAGUUUGACAUCCACCAAGUGAUCAAGGAGUGCAGCAUCGCCCUGAGCAACUGGUGGUUCGUGGCCCACCUGACAGACCUGCUGGACCACUGCCAGCUCCUGCAGUCGCACAACCUCUACUUUGGAUCCAACAUGAGAGAGUUCCUCCUGCUAGAAUACGCCUCAGGACUCUUUGCUCAUCACAGCCUGUGGCAGCUGGGUGUGGACUACUGUGACCACUGCCCUGAGCUGGGCCGGGUCUCUCUCGAGCUGCAUAUUGAGCGGAUCCCUUUGACCACGGAGCAGAAAGCCCUCAAGGUACUGCGGGUCUGCGAGCAGCGGCAGAUGACGGAGCAAGUUCGCAGCAUCUGUAAGAUCUUGGCCAUGAAAGCGGUCCGCAACAAUCGCCUAGGCUCUGCUCUUUCUUGGAGCAUUCGCGCCAAAGAUGCCGCCUUUGCCACGCUGGUAUCAGACAGGUUCCUCAGGGAUUACUGUGAGCGAGGCUGCUUCUCUGACCUGGAUCUCAUUGACAACCUGGGGCCAGCCAUGAUGCUCAGUGAUCGACUGACAUUCCUGGGAAAGUACCGUGAGUUCCACCGCUUAUACGGGGAGAAGCGUUUUGUCGAUGCCGCUUCUCUCCUCCUCUCUUUGAUGACAUCCCAGAUUGCCCCCCGGUCUUUCUGGAUGACGCUGCUGACAGAUGCCCUGCCCCUUUUGGAACAGAAACAGGUGAUCUUCUCCGCGGAGCAGACAUACGAGCUCCUGAGGUGUCUGGAGGACCUGACCUCAGGAAAGCCACUGUGUGGAGAGCCCGACGCCCAGCAGCUCCAGGAUGAUGAUAUAGAGACCACCAAGGUGGAAAUGCUGAGACUUGCUCUCGCACGGAAUCUUGCUCGGUCGAUUAUAAAAGAAGGCUCAUUGGAAGGUUCCUGA